GAGCUCGAAGGGUUCAGAUCAUUCUGUCAGGGUGGACUUUUGUCAAGGUGUUCAUCAAUUAAAUAGCAACCAUGCCACGGUAUCUUCCCUCCGUGUUGGCUAAGUUAGCGCUGAUUUAUUUCUUAUUUAGUUAUAUGGAAUGCGGCCCUUGGGGAAUCUUAUUUUGGCUUUUGCUUUUAAGGCAGAUACUCCGAGUCGCCUGUGGUUCUUCAUUCCCUGUCCCUUCGUUGCUCUUUGUAGUCCCCUAAAAAUAAUAUCGAGUCAUUCUACUCUCCAGAGCAUAAACCACACUCGUUUCAUCAAAAAGUACUGCAGCUAUGCAACUGAUCAUUAGCUCCGUUUUCCUACUUUCAGCUAUCAAGUUAUCUUUCGGGGCUACCACCGGAGAUACCUCAGAAGUCUCCUUGUAUCAAAAUUAUGAGGGGGUCAUUCCAAAUGUCAAAUCUGCCAUGUUGGCUUCCAUCAGAACCAGCUGGGAACAAGGAACCGCAGCGGGAGGUAUCCUCGAAUACGACAACCCUGAAUACUCCGUUUUCGGCCGAUCGCCAUUUACCUCCAAUGGUAAAGAGCCAAUCUCAGCUCUCCAACUUGCAUACAGUGCAGCAGUCCGCCAAACUGCCGACGGUCGACUUAGUCAAAACAUUGGUGAUGCGUUGGAUGGGGCAGCCCUCGACGGUGCAUCCGCAGGGUCUGUGGUGCUCAUGGGUAGCUUCACGGACGAAUCCCGCAAGGCGUACUGGCUUAAUGCCUCUGAAGCAGAACUCAACUAUAUUCUGAACGUUGCACCACGUACUUCCACUGGCGCAAUUUCUCACAGAGCAGAUUCACGUCAAUACUGGGCUGAUGGUGUAUACAUGGGCUUUCCCUUCAUCGCUUACUACGGAGCAGUCACACAAAACCAAACUUUACUUCAAAUCGCGUAUGAUCAGUGCCGCCUCUAUCGUGAUGCACUCCUGCUCGAUGGACCCACUGGAAAACUAUGGGGACACAUCUACUCUGAUGACACCAAAACCUGGACCGACAAAGGACUUUGGGGAACCGGCAAUGCGUGGGCUGCACUCGGUAUGUUGCGCGUUGCAGUCACAAUACAAAAGGCCAACUGUGGUAGCGGUAUGACGGGCCAGGUGUCUGACUUGAUGGCCUGGGUCAAGGAAAUUCUCGAUGGCGAGUUCGCAGCACUGACCUCGGAGAACCUCAUUCCAGACUAUGUCAUCGGUGGACCUACCUUCGACGAUGCCUCCGCAUCGGCUGCUCUGGCCUCCGUUGCCUAUCGCUCUGUUACGCUUUUCCCUCACCAAUUUGGCUCGAACUAUACCACUGUCGCAAACAAGCUCCGGGAUGCUGUGCUAAGCAGAGUCACAAAUCUUGGAACAUUGAGCCCUGUCGUCGACCCUCUCAAUUGGGAUGCACAAGGACUGCUGUCCACUGAAGCACAGUCUUUCGCUCUGAUGAUGUUCUCUGCGUGGAGGGAUGGUCUUGGUCUCUAGUUUUUUGCGCUUUCGUAUCUUUCGGUGUUUAUUAGCAUGUUAUACCAACCUGUGAUUAUACCGGUGUUAUUCAGUUGAUCUUAUUCUCCUUAUGGCCUUACAUUUAUACCGCAAAGAAUUGGUGUACCUAGUUGACAAUCUCAGAUUCAUUGCUGAUGUUUGCUUUAUAUUGCUGGCCAUCUGAUUUUUGGUAAACCCUUGCAAGGACUUGUAAGGUUUC
Serpula lacrymans var. lacrymans S7.9 is the source of this 1707-nucleotide messenger RNA. RefSeq lists its product as uncharacterized. Gene Ontology annotation, biological process: carbohydrate metabolic process. The coding region runs from base 318 to 1487 and encodes 389 amino acids. The transcript is spliced from 8 exons. The record is from RefSeq and is a predicted model, not a curated record. NCBI's taxonomy places the organism in Eukaryota, Fungi, Basidiomycota, Agaricomycetes, Boletales, Serpulaceae.